Molecule: messenger RNA, 1297 nt
Organism: Marasmius oreades (fairy-ring Marasmius)
Lineage: Eukaryota; Fungi; Basidiomycota; Agaricomycetes; Agaricales; Marasmiaceae
Exons: 8
Coding region: 310-1284 (324 amino acids)
Source: RefSeq, a predicted model, not a curated record
GCACCUACAUCAAUGUCACGUCAAUGUCACAUCAACUGAGGAAUAAUCGUCUGUACCCUCUGCCUAAAGCAGGUAUAUCCAGAUAUACCGGGUCGUCUUGUCAAACUUGGAUGCUGUUAUCUAAUACAAAGAGCUCUGAUUUACCUACGGAGUUAGAGGCAGUAACAGGCGACCCACAGAUUGAUUACCAUCAUCUUCCCCCUGCCCCGAAUUCAUUAUGGAAUGAUAAAAACGCCCCCCACUUUCGAAAGUCUUAUGAAAACUCCCUUUACCCUGAAGCUUGGUAGCCUUCACUAGUCACUCCGCGAUAUGGCAGCAAUCAGUCCCGAUAUACAAUUUGCUUCGAAGUUCGGGAAGAGCAUCAUCCUCAAUGUGAUCAAUCUUUUGACCGGGGGUAUCUUCUACGGGAUAUACAUAAUUUUGUUUUGCGCUGCUGCUGCUGUUCUGUGCCGCCGAGAAGGCAACGUAACAGCAAAAGCUGCGCUGCUGGUGGCCAUCGUCACGAUGUUCAUCAUGGCGUCCUUUGGUUUCUGGAGCGACGUGACAGUGUUCUUUGCCGGCAUCCAAGAUGUCUUUGUUGACAAUGUCGGACAGCCUUUCGAGUAUAAGCAAGGAGUAUUUUCGGAACAGUUCAGAAAUCUGGAUUCUGUCAAGCAAGUUAUACUUCCUCUCGAGGUCGUGGUAGGAGACUCGAUUGUUGUCUGGAGGGCCUGCGCUCUCAGCUAUCAUGCUGGACACCCAAAGGUUGUCUUUAUUCCCUUGCUACUUCUGAUUGGAUCGACCGCAUGCUCAUUUGCAUUCUUGGGUUGCUUUGCCCAGUAUGACUGGCCCAUCAUCAACCCGCACACGUGCGAAUCGAUUGAAAUUUCCGCGUUCAGCCUGUCAAUCGCGACGAACAUCUCGGCGACAGUUGUUAUCGGAUUUAAAUUUUGGCGUUGUCGUCAGGCAGUUGGAAGGUUUCUUAGCACAUGCUGUACCAAGCAGCAAGCUUGGGUUGAGAAAAGUCUCAUCCUCCUUCUUGAAUCCGGCAUCAUUUAUUCUGUUCUAUGUAUCGUCCAACUCGUCGAAAUACUUCUACCUUUCGCGCCAACCUUUCCUGGACAAGUGGUUCAACAAAUUUUCGUGGCUGCCAGUAUCCAGCUUAUGGGCAUCUAUCCGGCGUUGCUGAUCGUACUCGUUUACCUUCAACGUUCGAUGUGGGAUUCAUACGGAUUUAUUACGUUUGAAACAGACUCGAGGUCUGGUGGGAGCCACAGCACUCUAGAAGUUGGAAAGGCGGUGUGAACCAACUAUUGAC